CAAGGUGCCGCAGCAGUCGGCUGAGGAUAUAUUGUCUCUCAGGAAAUGGUGAACUCGCCAUAAUGUAUAUAUGUGAGAAAUUUUCCCAAUUCUGGUGCAGAUUUCUAGCCUUAUAACCAUACCUCUUACUGAGAAGAAAAAUCACCUCGCAACUAAAACAAGUACUCAAUUCAAAAUGCAUAUCCAAAACUUUCUCUACACCCUCACCUCCCUCACUCUCACAAACCUCGUGACCUCCUCGCCAACUCAAGCCGGCACUCUCUCUACCCCACCCCCACCAGGAGAAACCUAUGUAGUCGGCUUUCCCAUCUGUGCAAUUCCUGGGUUCACUCAGAUUCCCGGCGAUUACAACGAAACCAUUCACCAAUAUCCCAACGCCACACUUGCAAGUUGCAUUAACGAGUGUCGAUCUGCAUAUCCAGAAUGCAAAAGUAUUGCUUUUCAUGCGCGGUAUACAGAAUGUUUGUGGUUUGAUGAGAGAGUUGAUAAGACGCAAUUGUAUGAGGAUGAUACGAGUGAAUUUGUUCAUUAUGAUUUGAUCUGUCCGGUGCCUGCUUGUUAGGUAUGGAGGGAUGGAUGUGAAUCGGCGGCUGGGGGUGGAAGUGGAAUGAGAUCAUAAUAAUUUAACGAAGCGAUGAAUGAACUUUACUAGCGGUGUUCUGAUGAAAAUCAACGACAAGGAGGCCGGCUGGAUAGGAGGUGGAUGUUGUUGGAGACUCUUGAAUUUAUCCUUGCUCGAUCAAUUUUUCUCAAUGAAACAUUGUCAUUGAUGAAAUUACUACACCAUGGAUUCUGAAUGCAUCUGUAUUGCAAUAUUGUGCUCCAAAUUGUAAGAGUUCUGGAACCUACUCACCGCACCCCAUAUAGUUUUGUGACAAAAUCCCUGCAAAAAUGGCGUUUUCCUAUACAAAUUAAAAAAAUUAAUAGCGUUUUCAAUUCAAGAGAUUUUAUU
Molecule: messenger RNA, 952 nt
Organism: Botrytis sinoallii
Lineage: Eukaryota; Fungi; Ascomycota; Leotiomycetes; Helotiales; Sclerotiniaceae
Exons: 2
Coding region: 176-562 (128 amino acids)
Source: RefSeq, a predicted model, not a curated record